This is a messenger RNA of Periophthalmus magnuspinnatus, 2134 nucleotides long. RefSeq names its product glutathione hydrolase-like YwrD proenzyme. The coding region runs from base 1 to 1686 and encodes 561 amino acids. The transcript is spliced from 12 exons. Lineage: Eukaryota; Metazoa; Chordata; Actinopteri; Gobiiformes; Gobiidae. The record is from RefSeq and is a predicted model, not a curated record.
AUGUCGGACCAGGUGUUUUAUUCGUCUCGUCGCUCGCCCGUGGUCAGUUUGAGCGCGUGCGUAGCGUCCAGUCAGACUCUGGCCACGAGCGCAGGACUGGACGUCCUGAAGCGCGGGGGGAAUGCCGCAGAUGCAGCGGUUGCCGUGGCUGCAGCUUUGGCGGUGACUGAGCCGUGCAGCACCGGUUUGGGGGGCGACGCCUUCUGCCUGUUCUAUAACGCACACACGGGAGAGAUACAGGGGCUGAAUGGAAGUGGUCGUGCUGCUGAGGCCCAGUCCUUGGAUUUCAUGGAGGGGCGGGGUUUCAGUGCAGAAGCCCCGCCCCCUGUGUUUGACGCCCUGAACGUGACUGUACCGGGAGCUCCGGCCUGUUGGUGCGACACACUGCAAAUGUUUGGGAGCCGCAAGCUGCCCCUCCAGGACGUGCUGCGGGGGGCCGUGGAGCUGGCCGACGGGGGGUUUCCGGUGGCCGAGUUGACCGCUCAUCACUGGGGUCGCUGCGCCUCUGAGCUCCAGGCGGCCGGGAGAGCCCUGGGUCCAGAUCUGCUCGUCCAGGGACGGGCACCCAAGUCGGGACAGGUCUUCAGAAACCCAGCCCUCGCUCAGACGCUCAGGGAGUUGGGUGAGCGCGGUAAACCGGCGUUCUACCAAGGCAGAGUGGCCAAAGCGAUUGUGGACGUCCUCAGAGAAAACGGAGGCGUCAUGACUGAAGAGGAUCUGAAGAAACACAACAGUGAGGUCGUUCGUCCAGUCAGCAUCGAGUAUAAGGGCGUGACUCUGUGGGAGCCUCCUCCGAACGGGCAGGGACUGGCCGCUCUGCUGCUGCUCAACAUCCUGGACAACUUCCCCCUCAAAGCUAAGGGCCAUAACAGCGCGGACUACAUCCACAUUUUCACCGAGGCCGUGCGACUGACCCAGGUGGACGUCCUGCGUUACCUCGGCGACCCGGGUCACGUGACAGUCCCCGUCGACGCCCUAUUGGACAAGAGCUACGGCCGCGUCAGAGCCCGGAGCAUCAGCACAGACAGGGCAACGGAGGGAGUGAAACCCGGCCUGCAGACAGGAAGUGACACGGUGUACUUCUGCGUGAUCGACAGCGAGGGGAACGCCUGCUCCUUCGUCAACAGUAACUACCUCGGCUUCGGCUCCGGGCUGGUCCCCAAAGGCUGCGGUUUCUCUUUGCAGAAUCGCGGCGCAAACUUCUCCCUGAUCCGAGGACAUCCAAACGUCAUCUGCGGAGGGAAGCGGCCGUUCCACACCAUCAUCUGCGCUCUGCUCACCGACUCAAACACACGAGAGCUCCUGGCCGCUCUCGGGGUCAUGGGGGCGUUCAUGCAGCCGCAGGGACAUGUCCAGGUUUUGUUGAACAUGUUGGAGUUUGGGAUGAAUCCACAACAGGCUCUGGACGCUCCUCGUGUCUACGUUCACUACGACCAGAAAAAUGGACAGUGGACGGUGAAUUUAGAAGAAGGUAUUGACCAAAGUGUAGCAGAGGAGCUGAGGAGGAGAGGUCAUAAUGUAAACAGCCCAGUUACAGGUCACAUGAGGUGUCAGUUUGGGCGGGGCCAGAUCAUCACUGUGGGUAACUGGUGGGAUCCAUCUGUCAAUCAAACAGAUCGUCCAAUCCCGAGAGUGCUGUGGGCGGGAUCAGACCCUCGAGCGGACGGAUGUGCUCAGGGAUUUUAGAAACAGACACAACAAUAAGAUGAUCAUUUGAACAGCUUUUAAAGAUAUGGGUCUUUUGAUCUAUUUGUAGUCGUAUUUUCUAAUCAUGCAGUUUUUUUAAAAAUACAAGGUACUUUUAUAAUUACAUGUUUGAUCUUUGUGCUACUUGCCCAAAGCCGUCGUUUUCAUCCUCUCACUACCUCAACAAUGAUCAGUGCCUUUAUAGAAUUAUUGUAAUAACGUUUACAUAUAUUUAUGAUGUGCCUCUGAAGUGUACUGUUAUUUAUUGUGAUAUUUGUACCAAAAUAUGUCUUUGUCAUGUGUUUUCAACCCUGGAGAACUCACGGGGUCAAAUUUGGCCGCAGUUAAUUGCUACCGCUACCCAAAAUGAACAAAAAGAAAAAAAUAUAAUUAAAAAAAAAAGAAGUCAAAUUUAACUUCAACUUAAGCCCAGAGUGCCACUUCUGAC